Schizophyllum commune H4-8 is the source of this 1151-nucleotide messenger RNA. RefSeq lists its product as uncharacterized. NCBI's taxonomy places the organism in Eukaryota, Fungi, Basidiomycota, Agaricomycetes, Agaricales, Schizophyllaceae. The transcript has 6 exons. The record is from RefSeq and is a predicted model, not a curated record. The coding region runs from base 31 to 1023 and encodes 330 amino acids. Gene Ontology annotation, molecular function: DNA-binding transcription factor activity; transcription cis-regulatory region binding. Gene Ontology annotation, biological process: regulation of DNA-templated transcription. Gene Ontology annotation, cellular component: nucleus.
GACCACGCGUGGCUUCUCGCCCACAAGUGGAUGAGCUCCGCCAAAUUGCAAGAAAUGGUCAAGACGGAGGGCCUGGUCUACAAGAAGGGGAAAUUCUCAGCUAUCGAAGAGAAUGCGUUGAAGAACGCGAUCCAACAGUACCGAGAGAACAACGGCCUAUCCGAAGAACAGCUGUACGAGCUCAUCUUCGCCAAGGACAGGACUGUGAGCCACCAGACCUUCUGGAGCGAGAUCACUUACGCUGUUCCUCAACGGCCUGUUAACUCCGUCUACCACUACGUCAAGCGCGCAUACCAUCCCUUGAAGCAGCAGGGCCGGUGGAGCGAGGAGGAGGACGCUCGCCUGAAGCAGGCCGUCACCGACCUCGGGCAGUCGUGGGAGAGGGUCAGCGAGCGCGUCGGCAGGAUGCCUGGCGACUGCCGCGAUCGGUACCGCAAUCAUGUCGCGCUGCCGGAUAAGAACACGGGCCCCUGGACGCCCGCCGAGGAAGAAGAGCUCACGCGCAUCGUCAAGCGCCUCACCAUCGACCGCGGCAAGCCCGCGGACCAGGACGUCUUCUGGGGCCUCGUGAGCCGCGAGAUGGGCGGGAAGCGCAGCCGGCAGCAGUGCCGGAUCAAGUGGACGGAUAGCCUGAGCAAGACGGUGAAGAAUGCGGACAAGGACGUAAGGUGGGGGCAGGAGGAUGCGUUCAUUUUGGUGCAUAAAGUCGACGCCCUCGACGUUCGCGACGACACCGAGAUUGAUUGGCGGUCGCUCCUGGAUCCGGGCUGGAAUAUCUGGAGCCCGCAUACGCUGCAGCGGCGGUGGACGACGCUCAAGCGGGGCAUCAAGGGCUGGGAGGAUAUGUCGCAUGCAGAAAUCAUGGACAUCCUCCGCGUCAAGAAGGGCAUGGCUCCGAUGCCUGCUUCGUCUCGGCGGCGGGCGAAGAAACGAACAUCGACUGGGGAUGCGCAGGAGGGGUCCUCAAGGGUGGUGUCGAAGGAGUUCAUUGACGAUUCCGAUGAUGAGUCGGGCGAUGAAUGAAGGGAAGGAGACAGCGAGUGUGCUCGGGCAUGAGGGAGAUGUCAGGCACUCCACUUCCUUGGUUUAGUCCAAUGAAAAUACAACCGCUUAUAGUACAGAUAAGUUACCACAGACCAAAGAGUAGGGUA